Mercurialis annua (annual mercury) is the source of this 963-nucleotide messenger RNA. Its product is annotated as mediator of RNA polymerase II transcription subunit 22a-like. Gene Ontology annotation, biological process: regulation of transcription by RNA polymerase II. Gene Ontology annotation, cellular component: mediator complex. NCBI's taxonomy places the organism in Eukaryota, Viridiplantae, Streptophyta, Magnoliopsida, Malpighiales, Euphorbiaceae. The transcript has 4 exons. The record is from RefSeq and is a predicted model, not a curated record. Gene Ontology annotation, molecular function: transcription coregulator activity. The coding region runs from base 253 to 696 and encodes 147 amino acids.
GACACCAGACUCACUUUCUUCUUUACAUUAAAGUUAUUGUUAUAAAACUUUAAAAAAGUUUUAAAAGAUAUAUCUAUGAGUAAAAUUUGAUUCACAUCUCAAAACUAAAGAUACCUUAACAUAUCAAAACAAAGACAUGAACUCACUUCCGAUUGACUAGUAGAAGCCUGCUGUAGAAUCGUGUUGUUAGAUCGACCCCACAGCUGCCUUCUAAUCUGGUAACUUGGCUUUCAGCUUGAGUGGUGGGUUAGAAUGAAUAAAGGAGGAGUAGGAGGUGGGGGAGGAAGUGGGCCGACAGCGGCGGCGGCCGCAGCAGCUGCUCAAAAGCAAAAAUCUUUGAUGCAGAGAGUGGAAACAGAUAUUGCUAACAUCGUUGACAAUUUCACUCACCUCGUCAAUGUUGCCCGGGUCAAUGAUCUACCCGUUAGAAACUCGCAAGAAGCUUUUAUGAUGGAAAUGCGUGCAGCCAGAAUGGUUCAAGCAGCUGACUCUUUACUCAAGUUGGUGUCGGAGCUCAAGCAGACUGCUAUCUUUUCAGGAUUUGCAUCUCUUAAUGACCAUGUAGACCAAAGGAUAGUUGAAUUUGACCAACAGGCAGAAAAAACUGAUUCUAUGUUAGCUAGAAUCGGGGAGGAGGCUGCUGCUAGUCUCAAGGAGCUUGAAUCUCAUUACUAUUCUUCUGCACAACGAAGCUGAAUAUUACUGGUUACGCUCCUAAAUUCAUUGUCCUGCUCUAGCAAAAACACGCUGCUCUUUCCGACUACUUUCCUGCUAUAAGAUCUGGCAUUUAGCAACUGAAGUUUUGAAUGUCAUGAUAUGGCAGAGACUAACAGAUGUGCCAUUUAGAAGCUAAAAGUUUUGAAUUUAGAUGAAGGUUGAUGUUAAAUUACCUGUAUAGUGUGACAUCUUCUUUGGAUGUUUCAUUCAAGGUGAAAGCAGCAUUCAUGCUUUUUUUUGUCGGAA